Messenger RNA from Phaedon cochleariae (mustard beetle), 2222 nucleotides. Lineage: Eukaryota; Metazoa; Arthropoda; Insecta; Coleoptera; Chrysomelidae. The record is from the annotation of a GenBank genome assembly.
GUGUGUUUUGUGCUUUCGUGAGGCUUGUUUUCUUUCUUGUUGACGUUCAAGUUUGACAUGGUUGUGACGUUUUUCUGUUUUCACUAAUUUACAAUUUACAACUUUACAAGUGAUUUGAAGACCAAGCAAGAAGUAAAUGCCGGAUAUCUGUUGAUGGCUUUAUUAUUUACCACCGGCCAUGUGAUAUUGGGAUCCAUUCUAUUUCUCGCCGGCAGUAUGUCAGAUUCUUUUACCAAACAAAAAGUUUAUAUGAAAUUUAUUAUUGAUACUGAAUGAACAAUGUCUAAUAACACAUCAACUAAAGUGAGAGGUCCAGGCAGACCGCCUAAAAAGAUAGUUUCUUGUACCUGGUGUAAUGAAACCAAGCUCCCCUUGAAAUAUGUAUUUCCUACUACAAAUGGCAAGAAAGAGUUCUGCUCAGAGACAUGUCUUGCAGAAUUCAGGAAAGCCUAUGUUAAGGGGGCAUGCAUACUGUGUGAUAAUGUUAUUAGAGGCAAUAACUCGCCGUCUAAGGAAUACUGCUCAACCUAUUGCAUGAAUAAACACCAGAAAAAAGAGCUUACCCAUUCCAGGAUUGCAGCAAUAGCACCUUCUACCCCACUAGAGGGUUCCCCUGGACCAUUCCAGUAUGAAACAUAUCAACCAUUCGAUUGGGUUGAGUAUCUGAGGGAGACAAACAGUGUGGCUGCUCCACUGGCUUGUUUCAAACAAGCACCAAAUCCACCAUUGAAUGAUUUCAAGGUGGGAAUGAAGCUGGAGGCCUUAGAUCCCAGAAAUGUCACUUCUACUUGCAUUGCUACUGUUAUCAGCAUUCUAGGGCCAAGAUUAAGGCUGAGACUUGAUGGGAGUGAUAAUAAGAAUGAUUUCUGGAGGUUGGUAGAUUCCAGUGAGAUACAUACUAUUGGGCAUUGUGAGAAAUCUGGAGGGAUGCUGCAACCACCACUGGGCUUUCGAAUGAACGCCAGCUCCUGGCCGAUGUUCCUUCUAAAAACCCUCAACGGAGCCGAGAUGGCCCCCUCGAAAAUCUUCCAGAAAGAGCCCACCGGCCCCCGAACCAACCUCUUCCAAAUCGGCCAGAAAUUAGAAGCCGUCGACAAGAAGAACCCGCAAUUGAUAUGCUGCGCCACGGUAGGCGCGGCCAAGAACGACCAGAUCCACGUGACCUUCGACGGAUGGCGGGGGGCCUUCGACUAUUGGUGCAGAUACGAUAGUAGGGAUAUUUUUCCGGUGGGGUGGUGUGCCAAGUCGGGACACCCUAUGCAACCGCCUGGACAGAAGAAUAAUCCGGGGGCGAACAGAUUCAGAUGGUCAAGGCCGGCCUUCACCGCCGCCCCGCCCAUACCACCCCCUCCACCACCCCUGGCCGUUCCCCCCACUACCACCGUCACCUCCACGGCCGCCUCGGACCCCGUUCAAUCGCCGGAGGCCGACACCUCCGCCUCGCCCCCUCCCCCCGUGCUCGUACACGUGCGCCGCGCCUGCUCGGGCGGGCCUCUAAUAGACCCCGCCCUCUUGUCGGCCCGCCUCGAACACGCCACGCCCACCGGCGUCGCGCGCCUAUUGGUCGGCCAGCUGCUGGGGGCGUCGCACAAGGCGGAGAAGGUGCUGGCGCGUCUGGGCGGGGCGGGUAUCGAGGAGGAGGAGGAAGAUUGGGAGGAGAUGGCGGUGGCGCACGGUGGAAGGACGUAUACGGUGCGGUUGCCGCGGUUAGGGAAGCAGGGGGAUUUGGAGAAGGCGUUUCGGGCUCUGGCGCAGGCGUUGGGGUGCUGUCAAAAUCUGUUUGGUCUGGAGCAGACGACGAAAGAAUGCCCCCUUUGCGGUCUGAACGCGUCGCCGUCGCCUGCGAAACGACGGCCGCCCGAAAAAGAGGCGGCGACGUCGACGACGCCCGCCGACCCGACGUCGUCACCCGCCACGAUGGAGAAGGAGGCGCCGGGCGGGGGAGCGUCGGCCGCCGUUGCGGCGACGACGACGACGCUGGGCAAGACGCCGACGCACGAGUGGGGCAUCGAGGAGGUGAUCCAGUUCAUCGAGUCGACGGAUCCGUGUUUAGGGGUGCACGCCGAUCUGUUCAGGAAGCAUGAAAUUGACGGGAAAGCAUUCUUACUUCUGAACUCCGACAUGAUGAUGAAAUAUAUGGGGCUGAAACUCGGUCCGGCCCUCAAGAUUUGCAAUCUAGUUUUCAGGCUUAAGGGUAGAAGGCACAUUCUUUAAUUAUUCUC